Molecule: messenger RNA, 1856 nt
Organism: Folsomia candida
Lineage: Eukaryota; Metazoa; Arthropoda; Collembola; Entomobryomorpha; Isotomidae
Exons: 2
Coding region: 201-1490 (429 amino acids)
Source: RefSeq, a predicted model, not a curated record
AUCAUCUUGUUUUCUCAUGAGAAAACUUUAACUUGCUGGAUUUCGUGAGUUUUGAUGGAAGACAGUCCAAAUAAAGACAUGCAUACUUACGUUAAGUAACAACCAUUUCACAUUUGCAUACUACCAAGAGCUCGUCGAACAAUUUUGUUUUUGUGUAAAAUAAGGUGUAUUUUAAUUAGGCGUGACUUGAACUGGUUGCAAUGGCUGUAAUCGAAUUUGAAAUCGAUGCCGAUCAGGAUUCUCCCCCCAUCGCAGUUCCAACCAGUGGUGGAAACUUGUACCAGGAAUAUCUUGCCACUCCCUGGCUAGAGGAGCAUUAUGACCCUUCUAAUUUCCAGUCUCGGCUACAUCGACCAAUUCGACACGUAAAAGUAAGCCGGGCUUUGUCCGGUGACGGGUACAAACCUUGCUACCUCUUCGCGUCAAUAUUACCAAAACAUGUCGGAACUGGGGAAAAGACCAAUGUCAAUAAAAAUUUGGCGAGAAUGAUUCGCUACCGAGGAAAACGAAAAGGGGAUGAUUGCGGUCACAUAAUUGCGGCACAAUUGGGAGGAAAAAUGGUGGAAUUUAACCUAUUUCCCCAAGACAAGAGGAUCAAUCGGGGUAUAUACGGUCUCAACAAGUGGUGGCGUAAAGGCGUCGAGAAAAUAAUUUUGGCUUGGCUCACCCUCCCCAAAAAUGUCAAACCCUGCGUAGAAUUUGAGAUAAUUUUAUACUACGAAGACCCAGAAUAUCUUGACCGGCCUACGCGUGGGAAAUUUUUGAUAACUAUGAAAAUGGAUGAUGACGAUGACGAUGACGAUGAAGAAGAAGACGACGACGACGAAGAUACAGUUUUACAUCCGACUUUAAAAGGGGAAUUGUUGAACGAGUUAGAGCUUGCUGAAGAAGAUGUGAGGGAAUCUGUCUAUGAACGGAUAAAUUGGACCAAAUUUUCAAAACAUUUUGGCAAUUGUUACAGUCUGUAUAGAAAAUUUUUAAAGGAAUUGUUUAAAGCGACUAUUGAACUGGGUAAAAUUCCGGUAAAAACUCCCACCCCGAUAAAACCACCAACGCCAAUUCCGGCACCUGCACCUUCUCCUCGUGGUUCAAAUACCCCAUUUUCUUGGUGGGACAUUGUCCCCGUUGUCGGCAGCGUGCGAAACAUUGUGCAAGGCGUGGAAGACGCCGAAGAUGGAAAUGCAUUAGGUGCAACUUCAAACGUUGCCCUUGGCCUGGGAGGGCUUAUCCUUGACGUGAUAAGUUUGGGAACACUGAGUUCCGUUGGCCGCUCCAUCGCCAAGGAAGGAGGGAAGCAGGUCUUGAAGGAGGGUGGAAAACAAAUUGCUAAAGAGGGGGCUAAAGACUUGGCUAAAGAAGGUGGCAAACAAAUGGGAAAAAUCGCGACUAGAACGGUUGUUAAAGAGGUUGUAAAGGACGUGGCUGUAAUUACGUGUCGAGCUGCUGCGGCUGCAAAAUUUGCAACUUAUGUGUUACAACGACCCGUGUAAAACUAUAGUAGUAAUUACUGCAUAUAGUAUUAAUUUACUAUUUUUUAGUAAAUUAAUAAAUUGAAUUUGAUCUACCAUAAGAUCCAUUAGAAGUUUGAAGAUCUGGAAAUGCAUAGAAUUGUUGUCUCAAAAUAGUUGAUUUUAUUGCAUACUAAAUAUCCAUUAUGUAUCUUUCUUUUUCUUGCUUUCUCAAUUAUAUAUUAAAUAUCUGCAUAUUCUGCAGCUAUCACCAUUUUCUACCAUGUACAAUUAUUCCGAGGGAUCUAAUUUCAAGAGUAUGAAUUUUGAUUCUAUGAUCAUUGUCACUUUAUCGUAUAAAAAAUUCUGAAUAUUUGACUUUUAGUAUAAGUAUGUACUUAAUAAAUU